CCGAACUUAGUUUUGUUAUUGCACGACAUGUGGCUUCUUUACAUUUUUCUGGCAAUAUUGGCUAUCUGGGCUAUUUUCAAGUUGAAAGGGCAACACAGAGAUAAUAGACCGCCUCGUGUAAAAGGUCUGCCAAUUAUAGGAAAUGCACUAGAGAUAAAUGAAAACAAUCUGUUUGAUAAACUAUAUUCGUUUUCAGAGAAAUAUGGGGAGAUAUUCGAAUUAAAGAUUCUGCAUCAGACUUUUGUUUGCCUGAAUUCUGAGGCUUUGAUUCGGAAGGCGUUAACAAAUGAGCCAUAUGCACGGUUUAUGAAUGAAAGGACUAAGUUUUUCUACGGAGAGGCAAUGUUGUAUGGCGGUCAAAGUGUAGUGUUUUAUGGAGAUCCAUACAGUAAAGUGUACAACGGCAUGCGCAAAGGCAUGAUUAAAGGUCUUCAUGUUUAUGGACAAGAAGGAUUCAAUGAAUUUGAAGAAAACAUUCAACUGGAGCUCUGCCGACUUAACAAACAGAUUGACUCUUUUGGCGACAAUGACUUUGAUAUGGUGGCACUUAUACAACGGUCUUUGACUAACGUUGUCUCACAAGUGCUGAUUGGUGAAUCAUUAUCUGACGACGACGCAGAUGUUAAUAUGUUUUGGGAUUAUAUUGAGGGAGUCAAUUUCUUUCUCAAUGCCAGUGUUAACAAUAUACUAUCAUUCAUGCCCGUCUUGCGAUUUGCUCCAGCCUUCAAAAGUAAAUAUGACUUCAUGAGCAGAGGAAAGAAAACGAUUAUUGAGAGAUUCUUUAAAGGCAGAAAGGAUAAAGCUAAUGGUUCAACAAAAGGUCUUGUGGAUUUCCUAUUAGAGGAGCAAAAGAAGGCGAUUGAAGAGGGAAAAGAAGUCAUUUUUACUGAUGAAAGAAUUAUCAGUAACACCCUGGAGACAGUUGUAGGAGGAAUUUUGACGACUUGGUCUGUACUGACAAGCACGAUGUUGUGUUUAGUCAACCACCCUGAAUACCAAGACAAGGUAUUUGAAGAAAUUGAUAAAAACAUUGGUAGAGAUCGCGCGCCUAUUCAUUCUGAUAAAGUUCAUUGUCCUCAUUUGGAGGCUAUUGAGCUAGAAGUUCACAGGCUUAUCACAGUUGUGCCUAUCCUUGCUGGUAGAAAAUGCACGCGUGAUCUCGAAUUUGAAGGAUACAAUCUACCAAAAGGGACUUUGCUAAUGGUAAAUAUUUGGUACAUUCAUCACGAUCCAAAAAUAUGGGGAGAUCCUUGGAAUUUCCGUCCUGAGCGUUUCUUGGACACAUAUGGUCAGCUUCUUCCUAGAGAACACUUGUUUCGGCGGAAUUGCAUACCAUUUGCACUAGGUAGAAGACAAUGUAUCGGAGAGCAGUUUGCAAGAUCAAGAUAUUUUCUAUAUAUGGCUACAUUGCUCAGAAAAUGGAAAUUUGUUGGUUCUCCGGGAAAGUUUGGAUCAUGUGACCCUAGAGAUAGUGCUUACAUUGACAGCAAUCUCACAUAUCGAGCAAAGUCUUUCUUCUGUAAAGCAGUUAAACGGCAAUGAAAUAAAACCUCUCAUACGAUGAUGUUUAAAAAAUUGAGACAUAAAUAUCAGACACAAUUUAAAUUUAUCGGCAUACUCAAAUUUUGCUUGCGGCUAUAUAAAUCAAUCGCUCCACAAUCACGUGUUAUUAAUAAUCGCACUUUAUUAAUCAGGAGAAAUA
This is a messenger RNA of Ruditapes philippinarum (Manila clam), 1702 nucleotides long. Its product is annotated as cytochrome P450 2J5-like. The record is from RefSeq and is a predicted model, not a curated record. The coding region runs from base 28 to 1542 and encodes 504 amino acids. Gene Ontology annotation, molecular function: iron ion binding; monooxygenase activity; heme binding. The transcript has 7 exons. NCBI's taxonomy places the organism in Eukaryota, Metazoa, Mollusca, Bivalvia, Venerida, Veneridae.